Kazachstania africana CBS 2517 is the source of this 3507-nucleotide messenger RNA. RefSeq lists its product as uncharacterized. Gene Ontology annotation, cellular component: cell periphery; cell septum. The transcript has a single exon. The coding region runs from base 1 to 3507 and encodes 1168 amino acids. Lineage: Eukaryota; Fungi; Ascomycota; Saccharomycetes; Saccharomycetales; Saccharomycetaceae. The record is from RefSeq and is a predicted model, not a curated record. Gene Ontology annotation, molecular function: chitin synthase activity.
AUGCAGACCAUUCAACAGAAUCAAGACCACUUGACAAUUCAAGCAUCUGGUACUGCCUUGAAUUCUUCUCUUAAUUGUACGAUUAUUCCCUCGAAAAUUCAUAAUGUUAAUGAAGAAGAAGAUACGGAGACAAGUAACCCUAGUUCUAAAGGGUCCAGUGGCGGUGGCACAUAUUCUCUUCAACACUCAAAAAUGAAAGAAAGUUUCUAUUCGCUUGAGGAGCAUGGAAUGGGUGCUCCUAUUUCUCGUCGCAAUGAUUCUAGCGAAGGCUCCUCCACAACGUCCGACAAGGUUGUUGACAACUCGCCGGGGAUUAGUAUUACACCUUCACAACUAGCUCAGUUGAUUGAAAAACAAAAGAGCCAUUUGGAGGGCCCAAGAAGUCCAACAGUUUCAGAGCUGGCUGGUUUCAUCAUAAAAACAGAAACUAUAAGUUCCGAAAAUGGAUCGUGUUCUAGUACGACUGUGUCACAGUUAGAUAAAUUUAUUACAAAACCAAGAAAGAGGAUAAAGUUCAAAGAAGAAAAGGCCCAAAAAGUUAAUUACCAAGAGGUACAUAGUAAAAAAUAUCUGAAAUCAAGACCAGACGAGGCAUUGUCAUUUUGGCAGUUUUAUUGUUACAUAAUAACAUUUUGGGCGCCAUCUUUCAUUUUAAAAAAACUAGGCAUGGACACAACCGAGAGACAGUUGGCAUGGAGGGCGAAGCUUGGAUUAUUAUCUGUAAUAUUAUACCUUGGGAUUUUUGUUUCUUUCCUGACUUUUGGAUUUACUAAGACAUUCUGUGAUCACUCAACUUUAUGUCUCAAGGUCGAUUCAAUUGGAAAAGAAUAUAUGGUAAUUCAUGGUAAAGUUUAUCGUUUCGAGCCCUAUUUCGAUGAUGAUAAAAAUAGCACUGAACUGAAAAACUCUACCAUUUUCAGCCAUAGAAGUAACGGAGGAAUGGAUGCUAGUUUUCUUUUUCAGAACCUGAAUGGUAAUUGUUUCGAUUUGAUUACUGCUACUGAAAAUUCUACAGUCCCAAGGGAUUCGGCCAAUGGUAACUUGGCAUGGUAUUAUCCUUGUACGUUUCUCAAAACGGAUGGUACUAGUAACCCUGUUUUAGAACAAGUAGAAGUUAGUAAUUGUCAUCUAAAUUAUAAUGAAAGGCAAGAAUAUUAUAGCUCAAAAAGCAUUGCUGACGUUUAUUUUACGUGGAAACAGGUCAAUAACGUAUCGAGAAACCUUGUUGUGUAUAACGGGAUUGUGUUGGAUUUGGACCUUCUGAAAUGGAUUGAUCAAAAAAACUUUAGAUCACAUCCUAUCUUGGAAUAUUUGCUUAAGUCAGACUUAAGAGGAUACGAUAUCACCACUCUACUUUCAACAACAGAGGGCAAAAAAAUUGCGAGAUGUCUUAUUGACAUAAUAAAAGUAGGUAGGGUCGAUUCUAGUACGGUUGGCUGUAUUGUUUCAGAUGUUGUUCUUUAUGUGUCAUUAACAAUGAUAGUCUCAGUUGUUGUAUUCAAGUUUCUGGUGGCAUGUUAUUUCCAUUGGACAAUUGCUCGAAAGCAAGGUGCAUUCGAGAUUAACAAUAAGGAGAUGGAUAAACGUAGAAAGGCUAUUGAAGAAUGGUCAAAUAAUAUAAAUGAGCCUGGCCCUCUGAAAGAAGUUGAAGGUCACCUUAGACCGAAACACAAUUCCUCAAAGAACAGAAGGUUCAUGCCACAAAAGCGGAACGCCUUCUAUGGUAUUCUCAAGGAAAGGAGCCUAAGUGGUAAGGCAAAUAAAAAUAGGUAUCAGACGAUGACAACUAUGAGCCAAGAAGCAAAAGAAACAAUAUUGCUUACUUCAGAGGUCGAGCAUACAAACUCAACCGAUAGUUCUAUGUUUUCUGUCCAGACACAUGCAGCCCAUUUGGACAAUAGAUUGAUACAUCCCGAUGCUAUAGUGCAGCCUUCACCAUAUCACAGAUUGUAUAACCUACCGCUAAUUCACGUUAUAUGCUUUGUUACUUGCUAUUCAGAGGAAUAUCAAGCCAUUAGAACAACGCUAGAUUCAUUAGCAACCACAGAUUACCCAAAUUCGCAUAAAAUGCUCAUGGUAGUUUGUGAUGGGAUAAUUAAAGGUCAGGGAAAUGAUAAAACAACUCCUGAAAUUGUGUUAAGCAUGGUUGAAAAUUUUGUUGUGCCACCCCAGGAGGUAAAGCCACACUCGUAUGUCGCAGUAACCUCAGGUUCAAAACGACACAAUAUGGCAAAAGUCUACGCAGGAUUUUACAAAUAUGAUGAUAGUACAGUUUCAGCAGAAAAGCAGCAGAAAGUACCAAUUUUAGUGGUAGUUAAAUGCGGUGCACCGUCUGAAGCGUGUUCUAGUAAACCUGGAAACAGAGGUAAAAGAGACUCGCAAAUUAUCUUAAUGUCAUUUUUGCAAAAAGUGACAUUUGAUGAAAGGAUGACAAGGCUGGAGUUUGAAAUGCUGAUGAGCAUAUGGCAGCUUACUGGAACAAUGGCCAAUUUUUAUGAGGCUGUUCUAAUGGUUGAUGCUGAUACAAAGAUAUAUCCUGAUUCUCUUACCCAUAUGGUAGCUGAGCUGGUAAAGGAUCCACUAAUAAUGGGAAUAUGUGGGGAAACCAAAAUUGCCAAUAAAAGGCAAUCUUGGGUCACUGCUAUUCAGGUAUUUGAAUAUUACAUAUCCCAUCAUCAGAUUAAAGCAUUCGAAUCUGUGUUUAACAGUGUUACCUGCCUCCCGGGAUGCUUUUCAAUUUAUAGAAUCAAGUCGCCUAAGGAUGUACACGGAUUUUGGGUUCCAAUCCUAGCAAAUCCAGAUAUUGUUGAGAGAUAUUCUGAUAAUGACACUAGAACAUUGCGGAAAAAGAAUUUAUUAUUACUUGGGGAGGAUAGAUAUUUAUCAUCCUUACUUUUGAAGACGUUCCCAAAACGAAAGCAAAUUUUUGUCCCAAAAGCUGCGUGUAAAACAGUAGUUCCAGAUACAUUCAAGGUCCUUCUAUCUCAGAGACGUCGUUGGAUAAAUUCGACAGUUCAUAAUCUGUUUGAGCUCGUUUUAGUGCGAGAUUUAUGUGGAACUUUCUGCUUUUCCAUGCAGUUUGUUGUGGUAAUUGAACUCAUGGGUACAUUAAUUUUACCUCUCGCCAUUUGUUUUACGAUAUAUGUGAUUUUAUUUUCGAUAUUUUCUAGUCCAACUCCGGUCAUAACAUUGAUAUUAUUAGCCCUUAUUUUAGGUCUGCCAGGUUUUGUAGUCGUUGUGACUAUUAGCAGAUGGUCUUAUCUUUUAUGGAUGUUGAUCUACUUACUUGCUCUUCCAAUAUGGAAUUUCGUUCUCCCUUCAUAUGCGUAUUGGAAAUUUGAUGAUUUCUCAUGGGGUGAUACUAGGACCAUCGAAGGUGAAUCAACCAAAAAAGAUGACCAUGAAACCGAGGGGGAGUUUGAUCAUUCCAUGAUAGAGAUGAAAACUUGGAAGACCUUUGCACUGGAAACUACUGGAGGGAAAUGUGAAUCAACAGAUUAUUUGUAG